This is a messenger RNA of Tachysurus vachellii, 1356 nucleotides long. Its product is annotated as transcription factor PU.1. Gene Ontology annotation, molecular function: DNA-binding transcription factor activity, RNA polymerase II-specific; sequence-specific DNA binding. The record is from RefSeq and is a predicted model, not a curated record. Lineage: Eukaryota; Metazoa; Chordata; Actinopteri; Siluriformes; Bagridae. Gene Ontology annotation, cellular component: nucleus. Bases 100 to 831 code for a protein of 243 amino acids. Gene Ontology annotation, biological process: regulation of transcription by RNA polymerase II; cell differentiation. The transcript is spliced from 6 exons.
CAGGUGACUCUCUCUGCUCUUCACUGGAUUUUAGCUGCUGAUUUUGUUCAUUCCAUUUCAUUCUGAGGUCCUAACACGGGGCGUUUCACAGCAUACAGCAUGUUGGCCAGCCUCGAACCAAUCCGCUACCUGCAAGAACUUCAUCCUCAGGAUCCUUCAAGCGGAGGAAUGGACCUGGACGUGAUAGACGAGUAUCUUAAAGAACAGACCAGACAAAACAUCCAGACCCGGACAGAGGAAAGUCUUCUAGCAGCAGAAAACAGUUGGUCGUGUCCGUUUGCCUACGAGUGGCCGUACAGAGGGACGGUGGGGGCAGAAAACACAUGCUGUGAAACAGAGCAGAGUCAACAACAGCAGGUGUGGAUGAAUCUAUCCAGCUAUAAUGAGUUGGGAGGACAGUACCAGUUUGAUCCCCCUCCCUGCAGUGACACAGAUUCACACUCCUCCAGUUCGGGGUAUCAGGAGUUCCCUCCGUCUCCUCCCUUGCACUCACACACCACUUCUCUCUCGGCAGGUAAAAGGAAGGAGCGUCUAUUCCAGUUCCUGUAUGAGAUGCUGCAGACGCCUCACAUGCGCAGUUGCAUCUGGUGGGUUCAGUCGGCAAAUGGUACAUUUCAGUUCUCGUCACAAAACAAAGAGAAGCUCGCCGAGAUGUGGGGCAAGCGCAAGGGCAACCGGAAAACCAUGACGUAUCAGAAGAUGGCACGUGCUUUGCGUAACUACUCACGCACCGGAGAGAUCUAUAAAGUGAAGCGCAAACUCACGUAUCAGUUUACCGAGAGAACGCUCAGGGGGCUUCACAACAACGCACAGAAAUUCACCCAAAUCUAACUGUAGCAACAACAGAAUAAAAAUCUAAUCCCUUUGAUGUGGGACAACAACCUGAAUAAAUACUGAGUAUUUGUAGUGAAUUUGAGACUCAUAAUUUUGCUCAAAUUAUCCAUAUUGAUCGAAUCUAAAAAAAAAAUGACAGAAAUAUUUUGUGAUUCAAAGGAAUUGUUUUUUCUUCACCCUCAGCAUAAAUACAAAUCUCACAAAACACAAUAAAUAAUCGUAACUUUAAACAAGGACGCGUUUACAGUGUACCUUAAAAAAACGAAUAGUACCUGAGCAGUACCUUUUUUCUGACAGUGUUUGUAAAUCUGAGGAUUGUCAUGUUGCUUUUAGCUACGUUCUAGUAGUGCAACUGUAUAGCAGUAUAGUAGAAAGUAAAAAGUGACUUCUUUAUUUUUUUUUUUUUCAUUAAAAUUGUAAUGUUUCUACUUUUGGGUUUCGGUCAAUCGCAUGUAAAUCUGAGAAUUGUUGUCCAAAUGCACCGUUUAGUUUGUAAUGAAAUAAAUAUCAUUUCAAUAAUAA